UCUAGACUGAGGUCACAUCUAGUCUAUCGAGGUCCUCAAAAUUUCAGGAUUGUUUAGCUGAUUAAACCAAGCUAGAGCUUGUAAUUUUUCACGCAGUGUGGUAGAGCUUCAAGGGAUGUUUCUUCAACAAUGACCUGGAGAUACAUAUUUGUGGAUCUACCAUGCUGUAUCCCCUCUUUGAGCUAGCUGCCCAGCUGAGGGUGAGCAGUGACAGUGAUAAUCAAGAACAAAGAAGGUAUCAAUCACCAGUCUUAUCUCUGGUCCAGUCCAAGAAGCCAAUUCGACCAGCCAGGAUCAUCUUCAGCGCUCAUAGGCAAAUCGGCAAUGCGAGUGUCACAGUUUUGGUUUGUAGCGUUGACUCCCUUGUCUUGAGAUACGAAGACCAUGGACAUAAACCAGUCACCAAAGAUCUGCAGUGGUUUCAGGAUCCAACUAAAGCCAUUUGUGCCAUCACCCUUGAUGCCAGUGGUACCUGGGCGGUGGUAGCAUGCAGCGAUAGGAGUCUAUAUGUCAUCCCUGUGCUAGCUCUCCUUGGGUUACCUUCCUCUAAGACGGGGAAUCCCCUCUGGAAAAAAAAUGAUGUCACCAAGAUUGAGAUUGCGGCGAACAUUGGUAAACGGCUGAUUUCAUACAUUGAAAUGUUAAUUCAAGUCAAAAGCACUAUUACAUGAUAGUACAUGAUUUAG
Strongylocentrotus purpuratus (purple sea urchin) is the source of this 686-nucleotide messenger RNA. RefSeq lists its product as uncharacterized. The record is from RefSeq and is a predicted model, not a curated record. The transcript has 4 exons. Bases 162 to 671 code for a protein of 169 amino acids. NCBI's taxonomy places the organism in Eukaryota, Metazoa, Echinodermata, Echinoidea, Camarodonta, Strongylocentrotidae.